Molecule: messenger RNA, 2043 nt
Organism: Schizosaccharomyces octosporus yFS286
Lineage: Eukaryota; Fungi; Ascomycota; Schizosaccharomycetes; Schizosaccharomycetales; Schizosaccharomycetaceae
Product: mRNA cleavage factor complex subunit
Exons: 5
Coding region: 156-1553 (465 amino acids)
Molecular function (GO): RNA binding
Source: RefSeq, a predicted model, not a curated record
UUUUUUUAUUGUUGUAAAAGUUCAUUAUUCCUCAGUAGCGUAAGAUACUGCACUGCGCUGUUUUUCCCAAAGCAAGAGUGAAGCGCGGGGAUUUCACGUCUUUCCAUCUCACUACUACCACCAUAAUUCUUUGUCAAUAGAUUGUUAGAUUCGGGAUGGGAGGAUCGGAUUUUGAAGAUGAUGAGUUAUUUAAAGACUUAUACGGUGAAGAGAAUGAUGUUGAGAAAUCGAAAGAGACUGGUGAAUCAAAAAAUGAGUCAAAUGAAGGAGACAAUCAAUCUUUAGAAGCCAGUGGAGAAGAAAAUAAUGAAAAAAACGAACAAACUGGUGAAGGAAACGAGCCAGAGAUUUCCAACCCAGCCGAACAAGAAAGAGAAGGAGCGAAUAUCGACGAAACUUCGCAUCAAGGUGGUUACGAAGAGGAUGGAUCUGAGCAUAAGGGUCUUACUGGAAAUGAGGAUGAACAAGCUCAAAUUUCAGCUAGCUGGGAAGCAGCUGAAAGCACUGCAAACUCCACUCCUUCGUAUGCAAAUGUACCCAAUCCGGGUGGCAUGCCUUAUUCCGAGACAAGACAGCCAGAAGAGAAUAAAGAAGACCAAAGUCCUUUUAACAAGGAAGACGGAAAAAUGUUUAUUGGCGGCUUGAACUGGGAAACGACUGAUGAGUCGCUCCGUGAUUACUUUGAGCAAUUUGGCGAAGUUUUAGACUGUACAGUUAUGAGAGACAGCACGAGCGGACGAUCACGUGGGUUUGGUUUUUUGACGUUUAAGGAUCCCAGAUGUGUGAACGACGUGAUGUCAAAAGAGCACCAUUUGGAUGGAAAAAUAAUUGACCCGAAGCGAGCGAUUCCUCGAGAAGAACAAGAAAAGACAGCAAAGAUGUUUGUAGGAGGAGUUCCAGGGGACUGUACAGAAGAAGAAUUCCGCGAUUUCUUUAAUAAUUUCGGCCGAGUAUUAGAUGCGACGCUAAUGAUGGACAAAGAUACGGGACGGCCUCGUGGAUUUGGAUUUGUAACCUUUGAGAAUGAGUCGGCAGUGGAGGCUACGAUGUCUCAACCGUACAUUACGAUUCAUGGAAAGCCGGUGGAGGUGAAGCGGGCUACGCCCAAGUCGAGUUUACGGGAUAACCAUGAGCGACAUCAGCAGAAUUUUCAUGGAGGAAUGAAUCCUUAUUAUUCACAAAACAUGAAUAUGUAUGGAGGCAUGACACCCGCCAUGAUGGCACAAUAUUAUCGUCAAAUGCAGCAGUAUAUGGAAGCGAUGCGGAAUAUGCCGGCAGCGGCAGCCGGAUCGAUGCCGUAUACGCAGCCGGUGAUGCCAGCUGGGAUGGCUGAAUGGCAGCAGCAGCAACAGCAGCAACAAGGAGGAGGAGCAGGAGCAGGGUAUUUUGAUCCGUCGAAGGGACCUGGGGAAGCAGGUGCCGGAAGUGGUGGACGAGGAGGAGGAUAUCAUAAUCGAAAUCCUGGAGGACCGAAUCGACAACGGUAUCGUGGAGGUCGCCGCGGAGGAUCAGCCGGAGGUGGUGGACAUAGUUUCCAUCCGUAUCGUCGAUAAAAAAGUCCACGCAUGAAAAGUGGAUGUUUGACAGGAAGCAUCCUGUUCAGGACAACUACUACGUUUUUGUUCUUUGAAAGAAAAAUCUAUGACCAUAAUUUUUUCUUGUAAUAUUCCCUUUUUAUAAAGUAUCUUAUUAUUAUUUUAGAGAACUGUUUGUUUUAUAUCUUAGAGAAAAGAACUAAAGUGGCGGUUUGUCGAGUCUGCCAUGUCUUGUCCAUUAGUUUGCUAUGGGGAAGGAAGGAAGGAAGUAAGUAAAGUAAGUAAAUGGGUAAGAGCAGUAGAGUAAGAAUGAAUCAUCAGAGAGGGAGAAGAAAGCAUAGGCACUGUCAGAAAUAAAAUCGCCGAAUAUUAUUGACUAAAGGCAAAAAGUUCUUUCAACGCUAUACUACUGCAAGACAUUCAUCAACUACUGAAACAAACAAGACUACAAAAGACUAGGUAGGAACCCAAGUACCCUAUGUAAAACUACUGCAUGCUACCGUAUACU